GGCAGAACUAUAUUUGCUACAUACGAUCAUCUGCCCGGGGUUUUACAUUCGCGUUCAACUAAUCAAGUUAUGUGAGUAUGUAAAUAGGUAACUAUUAGGCUGAUGGUGAAUGUUUCUUCUCUUCUCGUCUCUCCUCCUCAGACUGUACAUUUCUUCGUUCUUUGCGUUCUUUAUGGCUACUAUAAUUGUUUUGUUUUCGCUUGGGCUUGCUUGCUAGAACGAGUACAUUAUCACUCGUCAAUACCCCGUACAUACCCGCGCGAGUGAGUUGAGCCGAUACUUAGCCUACUACCUACCCACAAAUACGCGUAUAUUCUUCCAGAGUGUCCCAAAGCCACAAGGGGUGGGUCCAACUAUCAUGCGUGAUUUAACGGCCACCUGUGACGUUGCCAGAAACAGACAAAUCCCCUGGGUAGGCUCUAGAGUUCAGCCUGCCACUUCAGACACGAAACGGAUCAUAGAGGCAGAAAUGACGUCUGCAGCGAAUUGGAAGGUUGAGACCGGACCGAAUAAGAAAAAGAAGAGCAAAGAGGCCGCGAGGAAUGCAGCGCAGAUGUGGGUCGGUGGUAGGAUACGGGAUUCCUCGCUACCCGAGUCCGAGCCGGUACGAGAAGCACCGGUGGAGAACACAGGAUUGGCGCCGCUGCCGGGGAGCACCCGUCGUGAGACGGCGGUCGUCGGAAAGCGGAUAGAAGUAUCGACGGCAGAUUGGACUCUGGGCUUGUCUAUUCAACAGGACGUCGAUACCUGGGACGAGAGAAUCUAUCGGUGCAGCCACUGCGAUAGACCCUUUCGAAAUCAACCCAGGCUGGAAAUGCACAAUCGUGCCCAUCACGACGGUGCCGUACAGAUCGAAACGGACAAAACUCUGCAGCCGGCCACCAAUACUGCUGACUACAAAAUCGAAGAAAUUGUGGUUGGUGGAGGCGAUCUGAUUCUCGAAACGACGCGUAAGAAUGGAAAGAAGAUGGGAUAUCUCGUGGGGUCGCCGGUACUUGGCUCUUCGUCGAGGGUCUUCCAUACGAUGCUAGGACGCGCUUCGUCCUUCAAGGAAGCCAUCGAUGUGCGAGGUGCGGCUAUCCUCGGAUCCCAGCCCGUGGUCAUGCAAGUGGAAGACGACUCCGAGACACUUGGGCGGGUGUUGAAGGUGCUGCACCAUCGAUAUGAAUUGUCGAAGGAGGACAUCAGUUUCGAGGACUUUGUACGAAUUGCCGAGAUCUGUCUCAGAUACGAACUGCGCGUCCCAUUACAAGCACUUGCAGAUGGCCUUAAGGAGUCACUGGAUCUGGAAAAUAUUGUGACAGUAGAAUCCGGGUAUGAGGACUGCGUGCUGAUCGCAAAUGUGUUUGGAUACGAAAGGCUCUUCACGGUUGCUACAAAGGAGGCGAUGAUGUGGUCAACGAAGGGAUCGUGUUUUGAGCAGAACCAAGGGCUCUCUACCUGCACACCUUGCAGCAUCACCGAUGAGAUCUCGCCAGCUAGGGACCCCCAGAGUCGCCAUCCACUAACCCGUGGAUAG
Molecule: messenger RNA, 1519 nt
Organism: Tricharina praecox
Lineage: Eukaryota; Fungi; Ascomycota; Pezizomycetes; Pezizales; Pyronemataceae
Exons: 1
Coding region: 359-1519 (386 amino acids)
Source: RefSeq, a predicted model, not a curated record